Molecule: messenger RNA, 2051 nt
Organism: Rhagoletis zephyria (snowberry fruit fly)
Lineage: Eukaryota; Metazoa; Arthropoda; Insecta; Diptera; Tephritidae
Gene: Spn31A
Product: Serpin 31A
Molecular function (GO): serine-type endopeptidase inhibitor activity
Source: RefSeq, a predicted model, not a curated record
GUGAGCAAUUGAUCGUGCAACCAGACACAGUUAAAGAAGGCCACUCACUCAGAAAUUCGCUCCUCUGAGCAUAAUGCUGCACCAUUGGGUCACUUAUUUCACAUAUAUCGUAUCUCUAGCUACUGCACAAGCGCUAUGAUCAUUCAUAAUAAAAAUAGCAAUAGCAGUAUUUUAUGUGCGCGAAGAGGAAAAUACACAGAUCGGAGAAAAUGUUUUAGAAAAAAAUGCGAACAAUUUUCAGAAAAUUUUAAUUUGUGAGUAAGCAGCAGAACUGCAAAAUAUUUAUCGAACGGGCGUGCGCGAUCUAUUGGAUCGAUCAGUCGUUAGUGGAACGGUGUCGGUAGCGAAAGUGUUCUGUACUGGUAUACGCGGUAUCUUUAAUGAUCAUUAAACGAUUUUGAAAUUGUCAAAAAAAAAAAAAAAAGAGUGCACCCGUUUAGAGACGCAUUUAAACAACAAGUGUGUAUUAAAAGCAUAGUCUCACAGCUACGCCGCCGCCAUCACUGACUGUCUGUGCUGCAGCGCAAUUCCAAGUUUUCCGGCACAACGCCAACCACACAACACGAACAACGCGUACACUGCCGCGCCCACGCGCGCAUCAAUCAAAACAAAACAAGAGCGAAAGCGAAAUAAAUGGCCAGUAACAACAGCGCCAGCGCUAGCGCGCGCACAACAAAUGGAAACGGCAGCGCCACAAUUGUUGAAUCAAACUUCGCCAACGAAAUGUUGCGCGCCAUUGUGGCCGCGCACAGCACUGAGAAUGUUAUCAUAUCACCGCUACAGCUGGAGGCAUUGUUCACCCUGCUCUAUCUCGGCAGUGAUGGCAGCACCGCGGAAGAGCUUCAGCGUGUGCUGCAGCUGAAACGUUUCGCGAGCAAUGCCAAAAUGGCAAACCACUUUGCGACGGAACUACAGCUGAGCACCGAUGUUGCCGCUGAUACGCACAUGCAGAUGUGCAACGAAUUGUUGCUGCCAGAGCAGCUUGAAAUCGGUGAUGAAUUUUGCAAAAUCGCUCAAAAAUAUUUCCAUACAACAGCGGUGCAGCGAGAUUUAUGUAGCCCACCGAAAUUGCGCGCGCAGCUUGACGAGGAUUUGGCAAAGGUGGCCGAGGGUUAUGCGUGGCGCAUCACUGAUGCCACGUUGUUCACAGCCGCAACACCUGAUGCAGCCUCGGCCAUCGUGUUGGCAGCGGUGCAUUUUCAGAAUAAAUGGUUUCUACCAUUCAGCGCCUACCGCACUGGCUUGUACGACUUCCAUUUAAGUUCAGAUGAAGCGCCCGCGGCCAAUGCCACGUCGGCAACUGCGGCCGUGCCUAUGCUCUUCGACGAUGAUAUGUUCGUAAAAUUUGCGGAGUUUCGCGAGUUGGACGCGCGUGCCAUUGAAUUGCCUUACGAGCAUGAUUACGAGCUGGCCAUGUUGGUGCUGUUGCCCAAUCGAAGAGAUGGCCUGGCGGCACUUGAAAAGCAGCUGCAGUCGGCCGAUCUCAAUGCGCUGACGGAACGUAUGCAAAUGGAAAGCGUGCAGGUUCUUUUGCCGAAAUUCAGUAUUGAUUUUGAAUGCAGUCUGCGGAGGUACUUGGAACAGCUGGGCCUUACAAAGAUUUUCUCCAAAGCAUCAAAUUUUAAAAAUAUGUUGGCUGAAAACAGCACAGCUUCGCUGACGAUUGCGGAUAUUCUACACAAAGUCUGCAUUGAGGUGAACGAGUCAGGAACUGAAGGCGUCAAUAGUGUUGUCCACAAACCGAUUGUGAUUAGCAAUUCGAUUGAUUCCCGCAAGAAAUUCUUUCGUGCCGAUCAUCCCUUCUACUUUGCCAUACGAAGUCGGGAAGCUACGUAUUUUGUGGGUCAUAUAACGAAAUUUUGAGCACUCUUGACUUUGUUCAUUCAAUGUUAUUUAUUUUAAUUUAAAUGUGUACAUAUGUAUGUAUGUCUUCAUAUCUAUAGUGUUUGUUGCUCUAAAAAAUACUCAUUCAUUUAACUAAGCGAAGCGGGUUGCUGUUAAGGUCGCCUGGUGCUGUAAAUCCAUAGCCAAUAAAAUGGCAAUAAAUAAAA